AUGUCACGGCGCACUAUCGGCGGUGGAAGGGUCUUGGGAAGUAGUAGGACUCUUGGACCUCCGCCGCCGCCUCCUCCAAAGUCGACGUCGCCUCUUCCCAGCCAUGUCCUGUCCCCCUCCGCUUCGAGCCUCUCUCUGAAUACCUCUGAGAGCGGCGCCUCUACCCCUCCGUCGUCCGAUCCCCAAGACAUCGCAUCCCGAGUAUCCCUCGACCAUGGAGCACCCGAUCUGUCUACACCUGCGGCUGCGGCUGCCGCAACAGACCGCUUGGUCUGUCCCAUCUGCAACGAGGAGAUGGUCACCUUGCUGCAACUGAACAGACACCUGGAUGAUGCGCAUAAAGAGAUUGAAGAAGAGCAACAGGAUGAGGUCAAAGACUGGUUUAAACAACAAAUGGUGAAGGCAAAGAGAUUCCAGCCAUUGGCGGUCCUGAAUCAGAAACUCAAGGGGCUAGAUGUCUUUGAGUCGAACCAGGACAUCGUCCGAAGCAGUACCCCUACACCGAGAAGUGAGGCCGUCUUAAGAGAUAGUAGAGACUCUCCUGCUCCGCCUUUGCCUCCGAAACCCACACCAUCAGUCCUCGAUCCGGAGGACAUUAUCACGAAGCAACACUGGCAAAAGCGGACUGCUUUCGAUGUGUGCUCGGACCCAACAUGCGAGAAGAGGCUUGGUUCGACGGUAGGAGCUGUCAACUGUCGACAUUGUGGGAAGCUUUUCUGCGAGGAGCAUACAAUGUAUCAGAUGAAGCUAUCGAGAUCUGCACAGCAUGAGCCUGUCCGAGGACUCUGGUACCGAGUGUGCGAGACAUGCUACAAAAGCCGGGAGGGUUACACAGACCGGCAUGGUCUAGAACGAGACAGAAUGAGCGAGUUUGAAAGCGUCAGGCGAAGUAAGCUCAGUCAUAAAGAGAUGGAGACGUCCAGGCUGGAGAAAAGGCUAUCAAGGUUGACGCAAAUCCUGGCCAACCCUCCGGACGAGAUCCCGCAGCCGACGAAUAACAAGAGAUGGUCGUUGAAUUGGGUCCCAACCGAUCCUCGAAAGGCUCUUGAGCAAAGUAUCGUGCCCUGGCAGAACGACACUGACGUCCCGAGAUGUCCGUACUGCCAACAAGACUUCAGCCAGUACUCUUUCCGGAGACAUCACUGCAGAACUUGCGGGAAGGUCGUCUGUGGUGACGCCGCUACUGGAUGUUCAAUCGUCAUCGGCCUCGAUGUGGCUACUACUAACACCCACAUCACCAUCACAGAAAAGCCCGCACCCAACGACACCGUAGCUGUGGACGUCCGUCUCUGCAAAGAGUGCAAUCAGACGAUCUUCUCACGCAGGGACUUCCAAGCCUCUCUAACCUCGCCCUCUGUCGAGGCUUUCACCCGAUCCUACACCAAUCUUCUUCAAUUUGAACGGGGUAUCCGGCUUCUGCUCCCAAAAUUUCAAAAACUUCUCCAGGCUCUCCAAGACCCCGACAAUCCUCCGUCGUCAAGCCAAAUCACCGAUGCGUCGCGGACGCGCAAGCGACUCAUGGACUCAUUCACCCAGUACGACACCGCAGCUCGACGCAUACGGGACAUGCCUAGCCCGUCACCGACACAACUCAAACUCCAGAAGGCCAUCUACCAAAACGCCACACAGUUUCUCCAUCUCCACAUGCUACCUUUGAAGUCGCUGCCGAAGGUUUUGAAACAUGCCACACCGCAUGGCAGCAGCGCAAGACCAGCGGACUUGCACAACAACCCCAACCCUCGUUCUUCCCUGGCGAUCUUGAACGGCGUCCACCACAAGAGGAAGGACUCGUCGUCCGCACUCAGCGUCGCGUCUUUUGCCACCACCAACUCAGCGCGGAUAUCCGAGCUCGAAGCGGAAGAAAAGUCUCUCCGCGAGCGCCUGAUUGUCCUCGAGGAACAGAGGUUUCUCGUGCAAGAGAUGAUCGCCGACGCCAACCGCCGGAGGAAAUUCGACGAGGUGGCGGCCCUGGCAGGGAAUGUGGAGGAUCUGUCGGCCGAGAUCGACGCCGUGAGCAAACUGGUAGACGGGGUCCGAGGAGAAUUCGAGGGACUGUACACCACCAGCGGCUUGGGGAGUGGCGUGAACAGCCCACAGCGAAAGAACUCGGACCUUGGCACCAGUAGGGGAAUAGGUAUGGGCAUGGGCUUGGGCACGGGAAUCGGCGCGGGAAAGAUGAAGACUGUUGAGAAAGGAUGA
Molecule: messenger RNA, 2199 nt
Organism: Fonsecaea nubica
Lineage: Eukaryota; Fungi; Ascomycota; Eurotiomycetes; Chaetothyriales; Herpotrichiellaceae
Exons: 2
Coding region: 1-2199 (732 amino acids)
Biological process (GO): DNA repair
Molecular function (GO): DNA binding; metal ion binding
Source: RefSeq, a predicted model, not a curated record